Salvelinus namaycush (lake trout) is the source of this 5964-nucleotide messenger RNA. RefSeq lists its product as uncharacterized. Gene Ontology annotation, molecular function: monocarboxylic acid transmembrane transporter activity. The transcript has 4 exons. The coding region runs from base 3698 to 5077 and encodes 459 amino acids. Gene Ontology annotation, biological process: transmembrane transport; monocarboxylic acid transport. NCBI's taxonomy places the organism in Eukaryota, Metazoa, Chordata, Actinopteri, Salmoniformes, Salmonidae. The record is from RefSeq and is a predicted model, not a curated record.
AUGAAUUAAAAGUCCAACAGUAAAAUACCCUAUUUGGAUAGGUGACCCCCCCCCCUAGAAUUGUAAUUACAAACAUGCUGAGGUAUAACCAACUACCUUCCAGAUCACAAAUCAAGCUAAUUGGCUUCCAUCUGUGACCAAUUGUAGUGACUUUGAUUAGUUCAGAAUAAAAGCAGAGUGUUCAUAGAGGAAUUCAUUGCUUAGUAGUGCAAUUCAAAGCAAAGAAUCCACUAUGGGCGGAAAGGUACUUUCAAAAGAUCUACGAGAUAAAGUUGUGGGAAGGCAAGAGUCGGGAUGGAUAUGAAAAGAUUUUGAAGGCUUUGUCUAUCCCUCGGAGCACAGUUAAGACCAUUAUUAAGAAGUGGAAGGUGUAUGGCACCACCCAGACCCUGCAUAGAUCAGGCCGUCCCUCCAAACUGGAUGACUGGGACAGAAGGAAACUGAUCAGAGAGGCUACCAAGAAGCCAAUGUCGACUUUGAAGGAGCUCCAGGCCUUUUUGGCAAACACUAGUCAAUGUGUGCAUGUGACCACAAUAUCACAAGCUCCACAAAUCUGGCUUCUAUGGGAGCGUGGCAAGAAAAAAAAACACUACUCAGAAAAAGCCACAUCAAGUCUCAUUUGAGCUUUGCCAAAAACACAUUGUAGAUUCCGAGGCCGUGGCAAAGGGUUCUGUGGUCAGAUGAGACCAAAAUUGAACUGUCUGGCGAAAUCCCAAUACAUCUUUACACCCAAAGAAUACCAUGCCUACAGUAAAGCCAGGCGGUGGCAGCAUCCUGUUAUGGGGGUGUGUCUCUUUAGCAGGAACUGGAGCACUUGUCAGGAUAGAAGGGAAAAUGGACAGUGCAAAAUACCGACAGAUUCUUGAGGAGAUCCUGCAGUCCUCUGUCAGGAAAUUGAAAAUGGGAAGAUGGUUCAUGUUUCAACAUGACAAUGACCCAAAGCAACUGUACAGUGGCUGAAGGACAAGAAGGUGAAUGUCCUUGAGUGGCCUAGUCAGAGCCCUGACCUAAAUCCUGUUGAAUCUGUGGAAUGACUUGAGUGCAGUCCAUGAGCGGUCACCAUGCAAUUUGACUGAGCGUGAACAAUUUUGCAAGGAAAAAUGGGCAAAUAUUGCACAGUCUAGCUGUGCAAAGUUAGUAGAGAAGUGUUCAAAGAGACUCAUGGCUGUAAUUCAAGCAAAAGGUGGUUCCACCAACUAUUAACUCAGGGGGGUGUUCACUUAUCCAAAUCGGGUAUUUUACUGUGUUAAUUUAAUACAGUUUGAGGUUUUUAUUUUAUUUUUCUCACUUGGAUAUUGUGGGUUACUUACUGUGUGAAAAUAAAGCUGGAAAAAGUCAGAUUUGAUGUUUUAAUUUCAGGCUGUAAGGCAACUAAAGAUGAAUAUUCUGACUUUCUAUACCCACUGUAUGUCUCAAAGUACUCUCACAUAAAACCUGACAUUCUAUACUGUCGCCUAUAUGAAACAUUCUAUCUUAAAUACAAAAUGCUGGAGUAUAGAGACACAUUUUUUAGAAGUGCUCACUGUCCAAAAACGUAUGGAGUGUAUUUGCUUCUGCUGUGGAAAUGCAUUUUAUAACUCUGAAAAAUGUGUUACAUUCACUUGCAUUCUCACACUCAACCAUGUUCUCUGUUUUUAAAGGUUCAGCUCAGGGGAAAACCAAUCCCUUUCAGAGCACAUGCACCCUAGUGAGAGGGAGAAGUAGGAGUUGGCAUACGUCGUGAAAACAGUGAAUCAAGCAUUACUAUGUAGUAGUACCGUUUACAAUCUUCAAUGGUUCCUUCUCCUGUGCAGAGAGCAGGAAACCUGUUGAGAUACCAAACAGAUGGGGCAUGGACAGUUGAAAAGGGCUGUCAGAUGUUGUAAAUGGACUUAGUUUGCCCUAAUAUUCAUCAUUAAUUUCCUUCAGCCAAUUAGGUAAUGAUGAACAUGCCCGAUUCUCAAGGCAAGGGCAUAUUACACCAUUAGUGAUGGGGUUCUCUCCAUGUUGGCAUACACCAUUGACUCUAAGCAUACACACAUGAUUUAAUAAAUUAUUAGGUUGGGGGUCUUGGUCCAUUCCAUUCCAGUAAUGACAGUCAUGCUUAAUUUUGACUGCACAUUUUAGUGGUCUACGAUGGUUAUGUUGCAGGAUACAACCAACCUAAUACAACCAUAGAAUAGAUACAACCACAACUCCCUUUGCUGUAUGAGCUCCAGAGUGGCGCAGCAGUCUACGACACUGCAUCUCUGUGCUAGAGGCGUCAUAAGGCCCAUAAGGCAACACACAAUUGUCCCAGCGUCAUCCAGGUUAGGUGAGGGUUUGGCCGGGGUAGGCUGUAAAAUAAGAAUUUGUUCUUAACUGACUUGCCUAGUUAAAUACAUGUUAAACAAAAUAAAUGAGUUGUGAUCAAAGCCUCUCAUUGGCCAAUACAUAUCAUCAGCGAUCCAGGGUUUAUAUACUUGAUUGGUCGUGAUUUACAUAAUGAGCAUGAGCUCGAAGGGGAGUGUCCAACUCCGACAUGUAUAUAUAGAAGACCUCCCCGCGCUGAAUUAGAAAUUACGAUAUGGCCGGUAGAAGAGAACAGCGAUAUCUCCCAAUAAACCAGGAGGAGAAGAGCACGAAUUGAGGAGGCUACGAUCCAGUCGUGAGUGAUACUCCAUUUCUUUAUUCCAUCCUUGCGUUGAGUUCUCAGAACGGUUAGCAGGAUAAGUACUGUCAAUUUAGACAUAAAAAAGGUAGAAUGACUAGACAUGAUGCAAGUGCAGUAACUAACUUGUCUCAUUGCGAGGAAGAAUAGACAUCGUCGAUCGAUGCAUUGUAUCACAUGUGGUGCAGAUUGCCAUUGCUUGGUUUGCAGUGCAAGUCCACUACGUGCGGUCAUUCGCUUGAACGACCGAGAAGCUGUGAGUUUAGAGCGCCGAUGGACACGACUUUCUAGUCAGAAAUUCAGAAACGUUCAUCAUGCUCAGAAAUGCAUUCAGGCAGACAAGCUGAGGUUCUAAGAAAGUGUUUCAUACUCGCUGUCAACCUGGUCUCGGAGCAUUUCGUAUUAUUCUGUACGUAAAUCCGAGACCGUCAACAUGUUAGGAAUUUGUUAAACAUAUGUUACUAAUUUUAGCUAGUGGACUAACGUUAGCUAGCUCCCUAAUGUUAGCUAGGCUAGGAUUUAGGGUUAAGUUUAACUGGUCACCUAAUUCUUAACUAAACGGGUUCAAGUUAGGGUUAGCUAACAUGCUAAGUAGUUGAAAACGUUGCUAAUUUGCUCAAAUGCUAAAGUUGUAUGUGAUGCGCUUCGAACUUGCAAUCUUUGGGUUGCUAGACUUUUUCGUAUGUCCAACCCUCCUUUUGUUUUUGCCUUAUGUUACAUAAGACGGAUGGUUACUUAUCAUACUAAAUGGUGCAUCUUGGAUUUACAUACAAAAUAAUACAAAAUGCUCUGAGACCAGGUUGCAACUAAGUGUAUUUCGGUCCACGAAAUGAGUGCCUUUGACAUUAAGUAGAAAUUGUGCACAAAUAUUGCAUUUUGUAAGGCCUGUUAUUAAAUGAGUUGCCUUUUUUAAAAUAUAUCUACAGGUUUUUUGGGGGGGGGGCAAGAUUCGUUUUUCAUCAAGUUGAACAUGUGCUCUUUAUGACGAUGUCAAAAUAAUAUGAAAUAAAGUGGUGGAACCACCCAUUUACUGACCACAUUGCAGCAGUGAACAUAUGCCUACUGUACAUGUUCUUCGAAGGCUGUAGAGCUGUGAUGCAGAGCCCUGGUAUGAAGGCCGGUGGCCCCCCUGAUGGGGGCUAUGGAUGGGUGGUGGUCACCUCAGCCUUCUUUAUCAUGGGCCUCACUACAGGCGUCCUUAAGAACUUCGGCCUAUUCUUCCUAGAGAUCCAGAACCACUUUGGAGUCCUCACCAGCACCACCUCAUGGGUCACCUCCACUAUGAUAGUCAUGUUUCACUUGGGAGCCACAGUUGCCAGUGUCCUGAGCAUGCACUGUACCCAGAGGGCAGUCAUCAUGAUGGGAGGGCUCCUCACUGCUUCAGGGAUGAUCCUGGCUUCUCUCGACCUCAGUCUUCCAUGGAUGUACCUCAGCAUAGGCGUACUGCAAGGUUUGGGACUUUCAUUUUCCUGGUUACCAGCCAACAGCAUAGUGAGCCACUACUUCCUGAAGUGGCGUCCCAUAGCGUACGCCAUUGCCAGCUCCGGGGAGUGUGUUUUUGCCAUGGUGUUCAGUCCUUUCUUCCAGUGGCUCAUCGAGGUCUACACCUGGCAGGGAGCUCUGCUCGUCAUAGGGAGCCUUCAGCUCAACCUUUGCGUCUGUGGAGCCCUCAUGAGACCUCUUGAAUCCAAACCCCAUAAUCCCACCAAGCCAAAUAAGGACAACCACCAGGACUCCAAAGCUGCUGAUGACCCGAUGCCUAAGAAGCUAAGCUUCCAGUGGACGUUGCUAAGGAAGCCAGAAUUGCUGCUCUACAUCCUGUUUGCCAUUUUCGCUGCUGCAGGAUUUUUCAUCCCACCUCUAUUCGUGGUUCCCUAUGCCACCAGCCUGGGAUUGAAGAACUACUGGGCGGCGUCCAUCCUGUCUGUGCUGGCAUUGGCUGACCUGCUUGGUCGUCUGGCCUGUGGUUGGCUGGCCAACCUGAGGCUGGUGAGGAACCUACAGCUGCUGACAAUGGUGGUCACUAUGUUGGGGGUAGUGCUACUGCUGCUGCCCAUUGGCAAGGACUACUCAACCCUUCUGGUCUUCUCCUCGCUCUACGGUUUUCUGUUUGGCUGCGUUGUAGCCAUCCAUGUGACGUCUAUUGUGGACAUAGUGGGCCUGGAGGGGUUCGACAGCGGCCUGGGACUCUUCAUGCUUUUUAGAAGUAUCGGGGGCUUCAUUGGUCCACCUGCUGCAGGUUGGCUGGUUGACCUGGACAAAGACUUUGGUGCAUGCUUCUACCUGUCUGGAUUGGUUUUCAUCAUAUCUGGUGUGUUUGUGGUGCUGGUGGACCGACUUGUCGAGCGGAAGAAGGCCUCUCCCAGUGAAACCGAGCUAGAGGCCACUCAGGCCUUUGCCUACAAGAUGGGAGUGAAGCUGGUUGUUAGUGAGAGCAACUGCAAAUAAUGUUACACUGUUUCAGGGGAUAUGGCAGUGAAUGUUUGCAGUUCAUGAGCUCUUGGGAUGGCUUCAUUCUGAGCUUGUAUCACCUAGUCAGGUUUUUAUCUAUAUUAAGCUGCAUCACAGGAGUAAGUAAUGGAGGGUGUACCUGGUCAUUCACCAUUGUCAAGUUCCCGGUUUACAUAUGUUUGACCAGGUUGUACAGUAGUUUGUACCACUUUUAUUGACGUAUUUGAUGUACAUGAUGUAUUUGAAUGUUCACUGAUUUGGCUUGACAUUCUAUGUUAUAUACUUGGCAUACAGUAUACCUGUAUGAACAUCUAUAGGUAUUUUUGUUUUAAUCUCUGGUGCAAUGCAUGUAUUUUACCUUUAUUUUAAAUGUUUUUGGGGUAGACCUGCUAACACCUAUGCUUAGACACAUCAUGUGAGUAAAGUUAAGUACUUUCGAUGUGCAGCUUUACCCAUACAUUAACCUGAAUGUCAUGUGCUUUAGGGUUAAUGAUAAAUCAAUGUUAUUAAUCCCCCUGUUACACAAUAGAAUAUUGCCCAUGGCAAUCUAGUACCAGAGCUGUGGCUCAGCACUUUACAUGUCACCAGUGCCUUCUUGUUAUUAUGUGUAUUACCCUUGAUUUUUCCCCCACCAAUAGUCUAUUCAAAUAUAUCAAGUUAAUGGUUGUGCAAAUUCCUUCUAUCCACGUCAAAGGUUGUCAAUUGUUGCCACACCAUUUAGUCCUCCCCUGAUAACGAUGUUUCUGAAAUAAUGAUCAGUCUGUUUCAAAAGCUGAAUUCUGUAGCUUUCAAAUCUUCCUUCGCCAAAAUGGGUUAAAGGAAGAGCAGAGGCGGCUGGUGGGAGGAGCUAGAGGACAGGCUCAUUGUAUUGGCUGGAAUGGAAU